GGUUCGCAUGGGUUCGUUGAGUCGCCACGCGUGCCCGUUCGUUGUUGCACAUCGACGUCAACCGCUUUCAGUGCUAUAGCGCGUUCCUCCGCGCUACAUCUACAUAACCUUAAAUUUUGUAAUUUUGCUUAACAUUAUUCACUGUUUAAUAUUAUUACAUACUAAUGAUUACCUCGAGUUUAUAAUAUUUGUGGUGUGUAGUUAACGCCUAGUCGUCUGGCGUUCAGUUAGUGUAUUUUUGUGCAACAUAAAGUAAAUAUAAACGGCAAGCUGUGGGGUUCAGGGGCCUUUUUUUUGCCGCCGCAGGGGAUGUACUAUCCUGUGAGUAACGGCAAUGUCAUCGACACAGGAACACCAACUCUACUGCACAUGGUGGGCACGGGGAUGGCGGGCCCGUUCCCUGCGGCGGCGGCGGCUGCGGCUGCGGCGGCUCAGUUCGCCGCUAACGGAGACCUCGCCGCCGUCAAGGCCGAUAACGGAGCCGCUGCCUCGCAACAGUCCUCCCUCGUCAAGAGCGAAGGACCUCCGGCACAAGCACCCCUACCGCCGACCAACUUCUCACCCCAACCGACACAGCAACACACCCAGAACUCGAUAGAAAACCAAAAUCAGAAUUCACAAAGCGAAGCGGACUCGAACGACGAGAGCACGCCGGUGAGUGUGGCGGCGGCGGCUGCGGCUGCACACGCGGCGGCGGCUGCGGUCACGGCGGCGGUGGCGGCCGGCGCUGCGCCCGCGACCGCCGACAAGAGCCUCGUGCCCGUCACGGCCUCGCAGCCCAAGCGACUGCACGUGUCCAACAUCCCCUUCAGAUUCAGAGACCCGGAUCUCAGGAACAUGUUCGGGCAAUAUGGAACGAUACUUGAUGUAGAAAUUAUCUUCAACGAACGCGGCUCCAAGGGAUUCGGUUUUGUAACAUUCGCAAAUAGUGGUGAUGCGGAGCGAGCACGAGAGCGUCUUCACGGCACCGUGGUUGAGGGCAGAAAGAUAGAGGUUAAUAACGCCACAGCCAGGGUGCAGACAAAGAAACCACCCGCGGUGCCAAACGUGUGUGUCCAGUGGCCGGAAGCUCCUGCUCUGCGCGGCGCCGCCGUCCUCCGCGGCCGCUCCCCGCGCCCUCCCUCCGCGCCGGCCGCUCACCCUCACCCCCUCGCACCCGCGGUGAUGCCACGCGCCAACCCAUUCGCCUCGCCGUUGCACGCAUACGCACAUGUGUAUUACGACCCGUUCUUAGCUGCAGCGGCGACUGCUGACUCCAACUACAGGCUACAGGCCGUGAAGCCCGCAGCGGAGGCGGCGGCGGCUGCGGCAGCGGCUGCGGCGCCAUUGCUGAAGUCCCCGCUGACGACGGCGCAGCAUGCGGCAGCGGCGGCGGCGGCAGCGAACUACGGAGCGGCGGCGCGGGCGGCGGCAGCGGCAGUCAGCGCAGCGCCGGCACCAGCCGCGCUAGCGCCGCUUGCCACCUACGGUCGAGAGUAUGCGGACCCGUAUCUAGGACACAGCAUCGGUCCGGUUACAGGAUACGGGACCGCGGUCUACAGAAGCGGAUACAACAGAUUCGCUCCGUACUAAGCCAGUGGAACAAUCUAGAAAUUUAUAGCACUUAAAUGAAAUCUUCGUCAUACGAACGUAACAUGACAAUGAACUCUCUUUGUAAAACGUACAAAAAUUAUGAUAGGUGUCAGUAAUAGCGCUAGCCGGCUACUGUUAUAGCUUGAUAGCUAGUUGUCUGAGCCCGCACCGGACUCACCAAUACCAAAGUCAUUAAAAUGUCUAACAGUUGUAGUUUAAGUGGGGAGGUACUGCAGACAUGCGAGCGUGGCAUAUACAAGGGCGACUGGAGGUCGCUCGUUCUCUAUAGAUAAUUAUAAUUGUAAGAGUUACUAUUUAUUAGUACCUACAUAUUGUUGAUGUACGGUAUUGGUAUAGAAUAGUUGUUACAUCAUACAAAUUUGACAAUAGAAUAUUUCAUGUAAAGAUAUUUAGUGAGCUUUGCACUUGCAUAUCAUAGAGAGGAUGUAAAUAAUUAAUUGGAGCACAUUUUAAUGAUUUUUUUUAAUUAUUUUAUUAUCUCAAUAUGCUUUGUACAGUACGUUGGUGAUGCGGAUUUUUUAAAAUUACCGGAUAUAUUUCGCCGUGGAAUGUCUAUCGAAGUGGUCCCCGUAUUUAUUUUUUUAUCCUCGAAUAUUAUUUUUGAUACUGUUUAUUUUUUAUUUUAUCCGUAUUUGAUAGUUAUACCCCGUCAUAUGGAAUCGUUUGUAUGCGGUAUGCUAUAUGAAGUUUAUCUAAAGUACUCUGAGUAUGUAGGUAGCCAUUUUUGUAGAAUAUUUUAAUAACAUUUACAAACGUGGUGCGUUCUGAUAGUGGUGCCAUUUGUUCGGUUGUUAUUUUACAUAUAUUUUUAAAGGUUACCUUCUAUUAUAUACUCCGGAAGUAACUCGUAUGUUUUAGAACGAGAGCGUUGCUUGGUUCGAGUGAAGCGUUUAACAGAAAUUUAAAUACCCACGAUUGAGACGAGAUGAAGUCUAAACGCUCCAUGUCCAAGCAGCGCUCUCUGUGUUAUUUGAAUAAGUCUCGCAGUAACGGUUCGCUUCUUCUCUAGCUGGUGCCAGUCCUGAGUCCUCAGCCCCUGGUGUUCCGAGUUCGUCGGUAUUAGUUCUAAUAUAUAAUUUUACUGUAACGUAGUGUAACGCUUUAGACGUAGAGUGUAAGUGAAUAUAACUCCUCGGAGUUUUACAUAUCACUGAGAUUUCUCCUUGUAAUUAUGUUUUAAUACUAACUGUAUCUAAUCUUACAGUGCUAUCUGAUAUACCUUCAUGUCACGGAGCGAGUACGCGUACGGGUCCAACCCCCAGACACGGCGGUGUCUAUUAGAUCUAACUUUUUCAUUAGAAUUGUAAAAUAUCUUAAAAUCUAUGAAUUCGCUCAACGUUUAUACCAAAGCACAAAAACCCAUCGAUUCAUACGUUUGCGAAGCUUUGCAUGUCAUUUAUGAAGUCUCAUUAGAUUUAAUAGUCUUUCAUAUAGAAAAACUUACAUAAUCUUCGAGUUUGUGUUUUUUAUAACUAUCUUAUUAAAAGGCGUCUCUAUGUAAUAAGUGUUCUGUAUAUUGUUUAGGAUCGUGUCGUUUACUUUGAAGUAGUCAAUGCCUGGACGGAUUCUCUCUCCUAGCAACAGACCCGCCCGGACCACAGCUUCAGUGUAACGCCGCGAGUCGCCGCCUCGCGUCGCGCCGCAGGUGGACCUAAACGGUCAGUUAUCUGACUCACGAACGAGCCUUGUUGAAUUCAUUUGAAGUCGAAAUCUGCGUAAUGUGGGGCCAAUUUGUUGAAUAUUAAGUUUUGCUUAUUGCUGUUCUGAGUAACGAUAACUGACUCGUUCUAGUGUUUCGAUAUGAGAUCAAAGUUCUGUUAACUCGGCGGCGCGACGCGAGGGGCCUCCAGCAAUGCUCGGCCGACGUGUCGGUCCGCUGUCCGGCCCGUGUCUUCUCGGUGUUCUCGUGUGGACAUAUCAUUAACAUAUUCGAUGUAUGUCUUUUGUCAAUUCGUGAGGCAGUUCGGUGCCGUCUACAAUGAUAGCUUUAAUUACCUACGAAAUAUUGAAUACGGCGUAGUUCAGCUGGUGGUCUGUGAGUGGAUUCUUUCGACCCGGUACUGAUGGCAACUCGAUAUGAACAAUACAUUAUUUUAGUAUUUCUAGUCCAUACGCGCACAAAUAUACAUUUAUAAAGGUGCUCACGCUUUGCUCCUGAUCGUUUCACGGUAGUCACGGGAUACUGUUCAAUGCUGUUCGAUAUGAAUUUUGAUCUUAAUGUAAGUUUUUUAUUAUCGGUAGAGUUUUCGUGUCAUAUUAACUGAUCGCCUGUACUAUUGUUUUUCGGUGGCGCCGCUCGCCUGGUGGCGCCACUGGCUUUAUGUUAUAGGUUAAUUAUUAUUAUUACAAAACGUUGCGGUAGUCAUGUUGCAGCUUCGAACAAUAUUGUGCUUUAUUGCUAAAUACUCAUGUGUGAAUGUGUAAUUUUAAGAUAUUUAGUUUUGUCGCCAUUAUUAUUUUUUUUAUUAUUAUUUUAGUGAUUUUUUUUUAAUGCAAAUUUAUAACUAAGUACAGUAAAAGAAGUACAUGUGAUUCUCAUCGACGAUUAUGAUUUUUAUAAUUUUGGUGAAAUAAACAACGUCAGGAAUGUUUGUGAUUAGAUUUAAAUUAUUAUGAUUGUAAGUGCUGUACCCGGCGUGCGUGCUCCGCGCGGUCGGCGCGCCCGUACUCCGCCGCCCUUACUCCGGCGACACUAGUUGUUUAAGUAUCGUCACUGAGCUCUCUCCACACGAGCCCGCUGACUGCCCGGAGCCGACACGCCACAUUUUAUCUCUUUAUUUUAAUCGUCUCGAUCGGUGUCGAUUUAUAUAUUAUAUAUAAUAUUUUUUUUUUAUAUCAAACUUGUAGAUUUUGAUGAAAUUAAACCAUAGAUCGAAAUAUACGAAAUGAAUUAUUUUAGAUUGUAGAUGUUUCAUAAUCUAAGCCAAAUCGUUGUUAUUACUUGGAGAAAAAUCUGAAUUUAAAUAACAUAUCUGACAAAAUGGUUAGUGUGCUACAAUAAGGUUAUGGAAAUAAAAUAACAUCAAGAUCAAUGUAUUAUAAAUAUAAUAAUCGUUAUAUUUAAGGUAUAUUAUUAUGUAUUUUGUAUCAACAAUUGUUUCUCGUUUUUUAUGAGACUUUAAAUGGUAUCUGAACCGUCGAUAUGGCGCUGUACCGGCGCGGCGCUGUGCACGAACAACCGCGGCCACCAGAGCAUGACCCCCGGUUUUGGUGUUGUUGUAUUGUGUGUUGUCGAGUCAUAUCCCUCGUCACUCGUGUCGUCCUAACCGAUGGCACACUGUUAUCGGCGUAUUGUGCUAAAUAUUGAUAACCUCAGGUUUAUAUUGUAUUGUUGACAUAGCGAUUUAAUAAGUAUCACUCGUUCGUCUAUUGCACUCGUCGACGAUGUACGAUGUACAGUUAGUGUAGCGACUGUCCGACUGUCUAACGUUUAAGAUACUCGGACGUCUGUGGACUAGUGACAAGUGACCGGUGUACGUAGCGCAUAUUAGCUUAUGGUAUCUAUAACGCAUAGAGAUCGCUUCCUUUGUUGUGCUUCAAGUCGGACGUAUUGAGACGAGACGUAGUAACGAGAGGUCAUCGUCGGCUGGUCGUCAUCCUGCGGUCGUCGGACGUGCGUUACGUAGACUGGAGCUGUUUAGAUACUAAUAUGACCGUGCUCAAUUUCCGUAUCUGUACGUUGUAUGUAAUGUUAAAAAGAUAAUGUUCAAAAAUUUUUUAAUAUACCUAAUACCUAUCUUUGUUAAAACUAAAUGAAUGUCUUCCGUUUGGCACAUUUUAUAGAAUCGAUGCACAUUUUAUUAUAGCACGGACGUCCAGAGCUGGCCGUUGUGCCGUUUUAGUUUCGAGCCGAGUGCACAGCGACCAUUUCUCAUGCGAUUUGUGAUAAACUAAAUAAAAUUCUUUUCGUGUGACAAUUUUGUCAUAGAUUGCAGAGUUGAUUUGUUCCAUCUAUUGUAAAUAUAUUAUUUUUUCAAAACGAAAAAAAAAUGUUGAAUGAAGUGAAUCAUUUAAAGCCUUUGGCAUUGUGUACUCAUUUACGUUAUUAAUAAAUUAUAGUAUGAAUUGA
Molecule: messenger RNA, 5662 nt
Organism: Danaus plexippus (monarch butterfly)
Lineage: Eukaryota; Metazoa; Arthropoda; Insecta; Lepidoptera; Nymphalidae
Gene: Rbfox1
Product: RNA binding protein fox-1 homolog 1-like
Exons: 14
Coding region: 310-1572 (420 amino acids)
Biological process (GO): regulation of alternative mRNA splicing, via spliceosome; nervous system development
Cellular component (GO): cytoplasm; nucleus
Molecular function (GO): mRNA binding
Source: RefSeq, a predicted model, not a curated record